Molecule: messenger RNA, 6141 nt
Organism: Penaeus monodon (black tiger shrimp)
Lineage: Eukaryota; Metazoa; Arthropoda; Malacostraca; Decapoda; Penaeidae
Gene: Hen1
Exons: 9
Coding region: 287-1876 (529 amino acids)
Biological process (GO): RNA methylation; piRNA processing; siRNA processing
Cellular component (GO): cytoplasm; nucleus
Molecular function (GO): RNA methyltransferase activity; O-methyltransferase activity
Source: RefSeq, a predicted model, not a curated record
ACUACAGAAAAGCUAACGGUAUAAAGCAGAGGCCUUUUUCGCAAUCUCAAUCUGUUUUCCAGGAAUUAUCAAAGUGAUUUCCACGCCAGUGCCUCAGGGACGAAAGAUGACAAACAGAGUGCCAUAAGUGACAGGCAAGGAAGGAAGAGGGAGCAUGGAUGUCUUCUGUGGAUCUUUUAGACCAAUCUUUAUUGAUCAUAAGGUGCUGUUGGUAUGAACUCAUACCCAGGACUGUGGUGAAAGGUUCCUUGAGUGGAUUCCAGCAACCUCCUAUUCAGCCAAAGCAAUGAGUUUCAGCGGCGUUGCACCAGCAUCCUUAGGUGUGAAUAAUGGGGGAGCCCUGGCCAGGGAGCAGAAGGCAGAGAAUCCCAAGGUUGUUGACAGUGGCUGUGGGACGCUCUUUAUCUAUGAUGAUGCUAUUGUGUUCUCGCCGCCCCUUUACAGGCAGCGAUAUGAAAUGGUAAAGAGCAAGAUCAAAGAAAUUAGUAAUGGGACCUUUAUGAAGGUUGUGGACAUGGGGAGUGCUGAGUUGGGUUUCUUUAAGUACCUUCGGGAGAUUCCAGGUAUCAGAGAGGUUGUGCUGGUUGAUAAGGAUGGCCAGAAAAUGCAGGAUAAUGAGUACAAAAUCAAGCCUUUCACAUCUGACCAUUUAGUGCUGCGUUCCAACCCACUGACUGUCCGAAUGGUGUGUGGUGACGUAAGGUUUUGUGACCCAGUAUUGCUAGGAGCUGAAGUGGUGACCAUGAUUGAACUGAUAGAGCACAUGCAAGAAUGGGAUCUGCCAGCUCUGGUGAACUGUGUGUUUCAUAGGAUACGGCCAAAGCUGGUCAUCAUCACCACGCCAAACGCAGAUUUCAACAAACACAUCCCGAAAUUCAUUCCGGGGACAUUCCGACACUGGGACCACAAGUUUGAAUGGACGUCAAAGGAAUUUCAGAUGUGGUGCCAGAGUAUCAUACAGACUACUGGUAGCUACACUGUUGAAUACUCAGGGUGUGGACUUGGCCCAGAUGGAGAUUACUGUUCACAGGCAGCUUUCUUUUUUCGAAUGACCACCGAUGAGGAAGAGGCGUUAUCUCUCUCUAUGAAUAACUACUUACGGCUCAAUGCUGAAGAUAUAAGUAAAUUAUCACCAAAUACUAGUUAUAGUAAUGGUGGUUACAUCCUGUCACCAGGAAUAACAGAACCAAGUGCAUUCAAGAUGCUUGCCAAAUAUAUCUAUCCCUAUGACAGACGAACCCAGAGUGAAAAGGAUAGAGACCAUGCCAUUGCUCAGUUUCAUUCAUUGUUACGAUACUUGCGGGAGGGCGGUUCACCUGUCUCGUCAUACAUCGAGUGUCAGGAUGAAGCAAAGGAGCUCAUUGGAGGAAGAAAUCAGAUUGCUAACUUGAAUUGUGACUUUGAAUUUAAUAAAGAGGACCCAGUCUCCUUCCGAGUGAAUCAUGCAGAGAGAGAGGAGGACAUAAGCCAGAAGGUGUUGGAGGAGAACGAACAUGCGUUUACAAUUGUAGCAAACAAAUAUGCAGUGAUUUCCAUGGUUGCCCUUUCAGCCUGGGUGAACCUAGGCCAUGACCACACAAUAGAGACAUCUAUUAUAAGGCUUGCUGUGGAAGAAGAAUGCUUUGAGGUAGAAGGUGAGGGAACAAGAUGGCAAGGCAAAGUCCAGCUCUUUGAAGAUUCAGAUUCCUCAAGUGCUGAAACCAGAGAGAACCUUGAGCAGCAGGAGGAGGAAGUGGAGGUGGAAGAUGAAGAGGACUGGGAAGGAGGAGACUGGUCAAGCCCUGAGGAGUUGCCUUCUUUGGGGGAAGGGAUAGUGAACCCUACGGAGAACUGGGACUGGGGCCCUCCCGAUUCUGACUCAGGUUGGGAAUCUUGAUUUCAGCAGGAGUAAUAUUUCAUUUACAUAUUAAUUUGAUGUAAUUAUUUUAUAUUCCACAUAUAUGUAAACAGUUGAUUUUGUAGUCUGAAUAUGUGAAACUAUUUUGUAGAAUGGGAGCAAGUAGAUAUUGUUUGCCUUUCAUGUUUAGGAGAAAAAGAUUUCUGUAAUUUAUUAUACAGUAUUGGCUUAAUAGGCUUGUUUAUCAAAGUAUUAAAGCAGUUUCAAGGAAAGAAGCUCUUGAAAGAAAAUACAAAAGUAUGUAUUAAAAAAAAAUCAAAAUAUUUAGAUGUUCUUAUUAAUGUUUGAUUAAAUGUAUGAUUUAGAGGGUAUUUCUUAAUAUGCCUUUAUAGGUGGUAGUUACUGAGUAGAAUGAGAAUCAAUGUAUUUGUAUGAUUUAUUUUUUGCUUUUGAAUAACGAAGAAUUGAGAGAUGCAGUAUGUAAUAGCUUGUUCUUGGAAGUAAAAUGGAGAAAGGUGCUAUGUGGUGCUAGGAUUGCUCUCCUCUGCAAAAGAGUAAAGUAGGUUUGUGCAUUAUUCCAUUGUCGGUGAUGAGCGUUACUAUGAGUGUGAAGAUAAGGUGAUUUCGUUUAUUAUUUCUUCACUGUUGAAUGUAGUUUGUUCGAAGAGGAACAAUAUUUUUAUUUGGGAUACUAGUUUAUGCUUCAUGUUGCAAGUGGCAAAAGAAUCUUAAGAGGCCAAUUUAUUAUUUGUUUCUUUUUAAAAGAUUUAGGUUUCUAUGCAUCGGAUGGAUGCAAAUAUAGAUAUGGGUAGAUAUUUUUUAUGACUUUAAAGAAUGAAAGAAAGUCAUAAAAUAUGUUUUUGAAAGUGUUUGAAAAGCAACAUUAAUUGAUGUCUUAUGAAUGUGCCAAAUAUGUAAUCAGUGUUCUUUAAAAGGGAUAGACUUGAUAAAUGUAGGAUUGACAUUAAAAUACUUGUAAGCAUUUGAGAAACCUAGAAGGCCAGCAUGUUUUCUUUUGGCAUUAAUGCAAAUGUAAAACAUGUAUUGAAGAAAAUGAAUUAUUGAAUGAUUAUUGAAUUUGAUAAUCUUAAGCAGAGUUUUAAUGUAUGUACUACAUCACAUCUUACAAGAAUAAUAGCAUAAUUAACUUUUUUUGUCAGAAUAACUUAUUAGUAUGUUUAUAUUAUGAGAAACCAUUACUGAAUGUUUAUUUUCCAACACUUGCAUAUAUAGAUCCAGGAAUAAGAUGACAUGUCAGUUUUUGUAUAGAAUAAUGCGGCUGAUAAUUUUUCUUUCUUUCUUUCUUUCUUUCUUCCUUCUUCCAUCCUUCCUUCCAUCUUUCCAUCUUUCCAUCUCUUUCCCGGCUGUCUAUACUUUAUUUCUGUGCGAUGUUCAUUUUUAUUUGAGGUUAUUUUUCAUCAUGCAUUCCACCUAGGAUCUGCUUAUAAAGUUAAGUAAGUAAGGUAAGCUUUUAGGACUCUGUCAUUUAUAUGUAUUGACUUUUUUGAGGAAAUGCAUCUUAUUUUAUAUUGUGACCAAAAUUACAAUAUAGAACCCAAAUGUACUUGGAGAUUUAUGUUAGAGGAUUUAGAAAAAAAAAAUAUAUUCUUUUCAGGUCUCCUAAAAUCUCAAAAUGGAGAUUUAGUUGAUCAUAUGCCAGUAGAUUAAUAAUUCUGUUAUAGUUUAUUCCAGAGUUUUUAUUUUAUAUAUACAGGAAAUUAUUUUCAGUUUUUAGUUCUAAAAUUACAUAAUAUGAUGAUCAUAAGAUCAGAAGACAAAAAUAAUAGCUUGGCCAAAGUUCUAGUAUUAAGGAUCACAAGGAGGUGAGCUGUUACUCAUAAGCACGUUGGUGCAAAGGAGUGUCACCAUGCUUGUGUACGUGUUUAGAGUAAGCCUGCUUUAACGGUUCCUGUACUAAUAGGAUUAGAGGAAUUAUGUGUUUUAUCAGUGUAGUAUUAGACAUCCUCAGAUAUAGACCAUCACAUUAUUUUUUAGUGAAUUCAUGAGGUGUGUCCUUUUCAUUUACUAGCCCUGGAAACAUUUUUAUAAUUUUAGUGGACUGAAAAGUUACUGAAAGCAAGAACAACACUGAAAGACUUUAUUUCAUACUUUUUGCCAAGGAUAUUGGUUGUUUGUUGUAAUUAUCAUUUACAGUAGGCUAGACAAGUCUAACAAGCUACUUCAUUCACGUGUUACUGAAAACUUGGUUACCAUAAGACUAUGGAUAUUAUUGAUGUUUUCCAUUAGAAUCACAGGAAUGGUGCUUUUUGAUGGAAAAGUGAUGAAAAGUCCAAAUAAUCCUUGAUGGAUGGGAAAUUUGGGAUAAAGAGGAAAGACAAAGUAAAAUGGGUUAUGUCAUUUUCUUUAAUUCUUCCCUUCUUUUUCCUGAAAUUUGAAAAAGAAGAAUGAAAGGAAAUAGACAGCUUGUGUCCCACACAAAUAGUUGAUUGAAAAGUAAGGUGAUUCUUCAUAUUUAUCAGUUCAUAUUCUUAUGUUUUUUUUCUCUCUCUUUUCAUCCUUGGAAGAUAUAGGUGCUAUUUUAGUAGACGAUGUAUUUCAGGUUUUUAUCCCUUUUUCAUAUUCUGGUGCACCUUCCUACGUAAAACCAAGUUAAGCUAGUAUCUAACCUUUGCCAAAAUAAUACUUAGAUGCUUGUACAAGUAUCUAUAUAUUUAGUUAUGUAACUUCCAGAAGUAGUAGGUAAUUCUCUCUGAGAACUCAAAGAAGUUGGUAGCUAUUCUAGAAAAAAAAAUGUAUCUAGCAAGGUAAUAGAUAGCAUGAAAAAAAGCAAGAAUAAAAAAGCAAAGUAGCUGUUAUUUUUGUAGUGUUUACUAAGUAAGGUACUAACUGCCGGCGUGAAACUGUUAGAUAAGCCUACUCUUGCCAUAAAGUUAUUGGUUACUCUCACCAAACUGUGUCUUUCUCUCAUUUAAUUUUCAUAAAAUUGGUAAAUGUCACUUUCUAUUUCCUUGUUAUAACGGAUGUAAUUACUUUUUUUUCUCAUUAAUUGGUGAUUAGUGUAACUAAAGAAUUGAUAUAUCAGAAUGCAGUAUUUGAAUAUUGAAUAAUCUCAAGAUUGUCAAGAAAUACAUUCAAGUACGGGUUAGGUACUUCAGCUACAGUGUGUUAUGAUAUCCAAGAAUUUAAUGAUGUGUUUUAAUUUACAAGACUUGACUGGAUAGCCUUUCUGUUCAUAAAGUAUUUAACACAUUGUACAAUAUGGAUGUCUAAGAUGUUUCCAGUCAUUGCGACAGAGAGUGCAAAAUGUACCUCAACUUCAUGUUAGAUUGGAAAGUUUCUUUGAUAUACUGUACACCAUAUAACCCCCAGUACUUAUGUAUGUUUACAGUGAAGCAGUUAAGGAGGUGUGUCAUAUGUCUAGUGUCACUAUUACAUGGACAUGUAUAAAUGUGAUGAUAAUACAUUUGUAAAAGUAAACACCUCUCAGAUGCAGAUGGGUAAGGUCUAAGGUGCUAGGCACACAAUGGCUUUUGAUGAUUUCUUCAUUCAGAGAAGUAACUUACUGUGAGAAAAGAAAAAAAUAUAUAUAUAUUAAAAAAGUAUGAGACAUUAAACAGAUAUAAUUUGCAUGUCACUGGCAUUUUUUCCAUAAGCCAUAGCAAAGCACCAGUGCCUCAUCUUGAUGCAUGUAGUCUUCACCAUGGCCUGUAGACUAGCUAGACUUGUCUUUGGUGCCACCUUUAGGUUCCUGCUAAAUUAGGGAUUUUAAAGAGGUAAUACAUAGUGUGAUAUGUAAUAUUAAUUUGACUAGUGCUUUAUAUGUGGUCUUGAUAUUGCAGUUAACCAGAACUUGCUGCUUGCAAUUGAAAUUUACCACUUACUGCUCAAAAGCUGAAAAUUGAAGCAAUAAUCACAAAAGUUGGAACAAAUUACAUCAGGUAUGCCAUGGGCAAACCAAAUCACAAACCUUCAGACUAAUGAUACAAAUGUAAACCAGUGAGGUAAACUUCAGACAGGGAUCAUAUCCAAAAAGAGACUUUAUAAGAAAUACUCCAAACCCUUGUUAAAGCUUCUGAUGGUCAUUUGUAUCACAUCAUAAGACCAGAAUGACUACAUUAAGAAUGGUAGGUGAUUGUAAAUUCCCAAGAGAUAUGGUAAACUCUGAAUAUCUGUGUUGCCGUUUUUACACUGUUCAUCUCUUCAGUGUCAAAGAUUGUCUGCUGCAAUUUUUUUUAGGAUGUGAUCUGGUGCUGUAAUCAAAUAAAAGUUCUACAUUGAAAACACAGAAAAUUGUAUUGAUUGACUAUUUAUUGUAAAACAUCACGUAAUAAAGUAACAUAAUU